AUGGAAAUGGAUAUACGUUCUACGAGAAUGCCGAAGAGUGAUUUGAGUUGGCUCCAUGUUGGUUUCAGCUUGUUAGCAAUACAUGGAUGUUGCCAAUUCAUCAUCCCGUUACAAGUGCUCAGCAGGAGGACGUCCCAAUUAAGAGAUUCCUUGCCAACUGUUUAUUCUAGAGGAGGCAGUGGACUUUGCGAAGACACCUGGGCAUUGGUCUUGGAGCAGAUUAGGUUGGAUCGGAUACAGGUACGGCUGGUGGAAACUUACUUCUUCCACCUGGCACUGAUUGUGAUGAGCAGCCUCUGCAGAGCCGCUAUCGGUCUUUACCUUUUUGCCGGGAUCCUUCUGGACUUUAUUCCUGAAACUUCGUUCAUCAGCGACAAUUUAAGAACAUAUGUGGCCUUCACUCACUUCGCUUUAACUGUUGAAUCAUUUUACAAGAUCUGGUGUGUGGCACAUUCAACAGCUAACGCUAAUAACCAGGUAGCACAGGAUUACUCUGAUCUUGUAUAA
This is a messenger RNA of Nezara viridula (southern green stink bug), 507 nucleotides long. The record is from the annotation of a GenBank genome assembly. Lineage: Eukaryota; Metazoa; Arthropoda; Insecta; Hemiptera; Pentatomidae.